AAAGCGUUACUAUUGUUUACAAUCAGAAAAGGAAACAACGAAAUAACAAAAUAAAAAAUUGAUCUUCAAGGUGGUAUAAAAAUAAGUUAUUUAAUUUGCAGACCACAAAAUGGACCUUGGGAAAUGCUGCUUUAUUGAUCCGCAGGCCCAGCUAAAAACCGCAUUGGCCAACCAAGACAUCCGGUUGUUCAUCGCAGUUCUGAGCAGCGGUGCCCAAAUCGAUCCGGGGGAUUACGAUAAGAUACUCUCCACACCUGGUUCCCAGGACUUUAUAGAGGCCUGCGCGGCUCACGGCGGUCUGUUUAACGAUAACUCUGUCAUACAUGCGGCCAGCUCACUGGAUCCCGACAAUUUGACGGCACUACUGAAAUUCCGACCGGAUAACGUGGACUUUAAGGACAGACAACUCACGCCACUAAACUCGCUGGCCAAGAUUCUGACGGAGGAGAACGCCUCAUCGGUGCUAUCCUGCAUGAAGCUGCUGCUAGACUACGGCGCCUCGCCGAACAUCCCCGACGAUAGAGAAUUUACCCCCCUGGGUUAUAUUCUGUCGAAGAACAAGGUAAGGGAGCACAAGGAGCUGGUUCAGCUCUUCCUGAACCAGCCAAUGCUGGAUAUCGAUAGCCUCCGUUACGGAGAGGUGCGCCAACUGCUGCAGGUGCACUUCCCGGAGCUCCCACUUCCGGAAGAGCGCCAGAGAACAGAGAUGGAUAUAAACAGACUCCUCAAAACUCUGCGCGGCGGAGACGAGGCUUUGUUUGAGAAGCAGUUCGCCGAGUACAAGGAAUUAGCCCAUCAGAAAGAGGAGUACCAUGAUAUGCUCAAGGAGAGUAUUAAGUUGGGCAGGCAGAGAGCCAUCGAAAUCAUCCUGGCCAAUGGCAUCGACUUCAAAGAGUCGGACUUCCUCGGAAGAGCCAUAUAUUGGGGCAACUGGAAGGCGCUGGAACGACUGCUGGCGGAGCCAAACUUUUGCCCGCACGCACAUUUACAAACAAACGAAAUCUGUGCACUGAUCGAUUUGUCAGUAGAGAGUUCCAAACAUCAGCGCUGCUUUGAUGUGCUGAUGGCCUCCAAACUUGUGGAUAUUAAUAUGCCUUCCUCAGGAUGGCGUACACCCCUUUGCUUUGCGGGGAUGACCGGCUGCACGCUAGCGAUGCAGAAACUCUUAAAGCGUGGCGCCUAUAUUGGCUCUCGGACCCAUCCAAAAUCGUUGCCGAUUGAACACAUUCCACAUGAUGUGCUCGAGGAGCACUUCAAUUCCUGUAUCACAUUAAACAAUUAUGGUCCCUUUAACCAAAUCUUUGAAAUCAACAUCGACUUCAGAAACCUGUUACUUUACGGAGCUCAGGAUGGUCCAAUUUCCGAACCAUAUAAUACGCGGCACGACGAGAUGGCCCCAAUCGCUUUUAUGGCCAAAUCCAAGGAGUUGCGCCACCUUCUGCAGCACCCGCUAAUCUCGAGCUUCCUCAUCCUCAAGUGGCGGCGUCUCUCGAAGAUCUUCUACCUAAACUUACUUCUCUACUCGCUAUUCACCGUUUCCAUUGUCACCAACACACUCCUCAGAAUCAACGACAGCGAUCACAGUGCUCUCAUCACCCUAACCACUGUUUUUUCCUAUCUGGGAAUCGGCUAUCUCACUAUUCGGGAGUCCAUCCAGUUGUUCCUUAUGUCUGGAUUUCGAUAUUUUUGGUCCAUAACCAACAUGAUGGAGUGCUUUCUGAUACUAAUGUCGACCUGUACCUGGUUGGAGUUCAAUGAUAAGGAGACGCAGCGCGUCCUGGCCGCCUUUACCAUUUUGUUCGUCUCCAUCGAGUUCUGCCUGCUGAUGGGCUCUCUGCCAGUGCUCUCCAUUUCGACGCACAUGCUCAUGUUGCGCCAAGUCUCAAUCACUUUUUUGAAGAGCUUCGGCUUAUACUCGAUCUUCGUGCUGACCUUCAGUAUCUGCUUCCACAUACUCUUUCCUACGCCGCCGGUGCAGGACAAUGUGGAUCCUUUGAAAGAGGGAAAGGAGGAAUUUGACUUUGCCAAACCCAUCGUGGCGCUCACUAAGACCAUUGCGAUGAUGACUGGCGAGCUUAAUGCUGGAGACCUUGAGUUCACUAGUAUCUCCAGCUACUUGAUAUUUCUGUUCUUUGUGUUGUUUAUGACGAUUGUGCUUGUCAACCUGCUAAACGGUCUAGCCGUGAGCGAUACCCAGACUAUCAGAGCGCAGGCGGAGUUAAAUGCAGCCAUCGUGCGCACCAACGUGCUGUGUCGAUAUGAAUUGAAUGAGACUGACUACGUAAUUGAUGAGCUCCUGAAGAGCAAUUAUCGGAUUCUGAGAAUCGUCGGUCAGAUGCUUAGAAACAUCGUCCCCAGAUACCAGAUCCCUCGCCAGGUUUCCAUAUUCCCGAACAUGGACAACAGCGAUAGUGGUAAUGAUAUGGCCGAGGUUCUGAUGGCAAAUGUGAUUCAUCUGCGCAACGGUGGGACGACCGGUCGGUUCAAGAGCAAAAGAGGCAGAAGAAGGAAGUGGUGUCCUUCACCGUAAACGUAUGGAACGGCAUAGUGCCAUAAGGCAAAACUCAUGCGAGGGUCCAAGAAGGAUAAUUAGGAAACUAUCAUUAAUUAAAUUAUCUAUUGACUCCAGAGGUGAUAGAUGCAUUUAGUCCUUAAUUCAAGAACCGCUACCAUGUAUUCCACUUUGAAAAACCGAAAUUUAGCAUAUUAUACGAGAAAGCGACAUAGUUUUUACCACAAGCAAAGGCGAAGUCAAAAAAUAUUUGUCUUAUUAUUUAUUUUACUGAAAUGUCCUAUAUUCAUACUAUAUAAUUUUCGAAAUUUGCACUGCAUAUGUAAUUAAUAUUUAAUGUAAUAUGUAAUUAUUAAAUUCAGCAGUGCCAUUAAGUCAUUACGUACCAAUUCUAAGAUCUAUUUUAUAUUUAUUUACAUUUUUUCUAUUUUUAUACUCUUAUUAGUGAAGGAGACAUUUUCGACCCUAUAAAGUAGAUAUAUUCUUGAUAGGCAUCACAAGUAUAACUUUGUUGUUUCUAAUUUUUUUUUGUUCUUUGGAAUUUACGGUUUUAAUUAGAUUUAAAUCAUAUAGCUCCCAUUAAAAUAAAAAAAUUGUA
Drosophila rhopaloa is the source of this 3110-nucleotide messenger RNA. RefSeq names its product transient receptor potential cation channel protein painless-like. Bases 110 to 2530 code for a protein of 806 amino acids. NCBI's taxonomy places the organism in Eukaryota, Metazoa, Arthropoda, Insecta, Diptera, Drosophilidae. Gene Ontology annotation, cellular component: membrane. Gene Ontology annotation, molecular function: monoatomic ion channel activity. The transcript is spliced from 4 exons. The record is from RefSeq and is a predicted model, not a curated record. Gene Ontology annotation, biological process: transmembrane transport; monoatomic ion transport.